AUGUCUGCUGUCUGUCGUCACGGCAUACUUAUAGAGCAUCUCCCUUCGUCGUGGACCAUUGGGUGCCUGUAUGACAUUGGUUGCCAGACUGAUCGUGCACUUCACAAGUGGAACAUUGCACCUGAGUGGUGGUCAUGUCUGGUGUGGGGCAUCUCUAUCUUUCACACCUAUGGACAUCAAUGGGCUUGUCAGCUAUGGUAUCACCCUCGGAAGGAUCAUGUCUGGGGUCUUUCGGAUGGUGAAGUGUGUGAGCGUUUUUGGAGUGAACUGCGACAGCUCAUACCAAGUCUUCAGGUUGUGGGGUACCACCAUCGUCUCUUUGUGCUUGACAUGCAGAUGAGCCAUAUCACUGAUACAAAGUGCCUGGAUUUGGGGAAUUGGUUGCACCAUCACAUCACAAAUGCCAAGAAAUGUCUCGAGUCGGCUCAACAGGCCCUCAAGGAGCAGAAUGUGGAUGACAUGCUGGAACAUUUCAAGGCACAGCAUCAGUAUCACUCGAAGCCUCAAGCUCGGCAAACCAAGACUCCCAUCCACACCAAGAUCAAGGCCAUCAUGGGCUGGAAGGCAACCAUUGAGAGUUCUAGGUCACUUCUAGAAGACUUGAGGUGCAAUAUGCCUACCGGCUCUGAUUCAGUGGUGGAACUCCUCCUGGCAGAUUGGCAGGAACACAUUGAUGUCCUUGACAGCAGCGUUGUGAGGCUGAGGAGUUCUGUAGAGAAGGCCAUGAAGGAGUUGCAGGCUAAGGAUGAUACACAUGAGGAACUCAAGAAGGCAGAGAAGGAUGUAUGGGCAAAUGGCUUCUUGAACCUUCGUGUGCUGCACGAUCAGUUACUCCACAAAUUACAUGCAAGAAAACAGGAGCUGCAACGACUUGAUCAAUCUCAUGGAGGACGAGUCGCUGACCAGAGUUUACGAGAUCAUGUGGACAAAGCAGUCUCUCGUCAUUCAGCUGGAGUUGAUGCCACUCUGAAGAAGUAUAAUGAUAAGAUCUUACAAUUGGCUGAGAUGAGAGGGAGAAAUGGGGUUGCCGAAGAUGCAUGGCUUCCCUCACCACUCAGAAAGGAGGGUCUCUAUAAGUUGGAUGUAGAUCAAGAUAUAUGGCAAGAUUGUGAUCCUUCACAGUUCGAAGAGCUACCGGCAUGGCUCGCUGAUCCAUGUGUAAAGGAAGGUAUCCCUUUGGCACAGAUGGUUGUCAGCUGCCAAUCUGAGAUUGCCAGAUGUGAGGCUGAACAUGCCAAUCUCUGUCAAUGGAUAUGGGAGGAGAGUUACCAAGCUGUUCACCUAUACUUUGCUGCCCUUGGAAGUGAUGUUGACGUUGCCUUUUUUUCCCUCAUGUGGAUUCACAGGCUUCACAAGCUACAAAAUCGCUGGGAAGGAAGUACCAAAACUUUCGAGAUCUCCGCUGGUACAAAAGAUUGGGCUCCCAAUGACCCUCCACCCUCUCUUCACACAUUCCAUAGUCUGCCCGAAGUUCAGGCUCUUGCUAAACAUCAUAACCCAAACCAUUCACCCCCAGUCCACAGGGUGCCUGACGAUGGUUCUGUCAGGUCCAACAGCGAUGAGAGUGAUAUGUUUGAAUUGAAUGGUUCAGAGGAAGAAGAUGAAAUGCUUGCACAGUUAAUAGAGGCAGCUGAGGCAGGUGGCGUGUCUCUAGAUUAG
Cantharellus anzutake is the source of this 1659-nucleotide messenger RNA. RefSeq lists its product as uncharacterized. The coding region runs from base 1 to 1659 and encodes 552 amino acids. NCBI's taxonomy places the organism in Eukaryota, Fungi, Basidiomycota, Agaricomycetes, Cantharellales, Hydnaceae. The transcript has a single exon. The record is from RefSeq and is a predicted model, not a curated record.